Dicentrarchus labrax (European seabass) is the source of this 4875-nucleotide messenger RNA. It is a transcript of the gene usp45, whose product is annotated as ubiquitin specific peptidase 45. Bases 320 to 2752 code for a protein of 810 amino acids. The transcript is spliced from 18 exons. NCBI's taxonomy places the organism in Eukaryota, Metazoa, Chordata, Actinopteri, Moronidae. Gene Ontology annotation, molecular function: cysteine-type deubiquitinase activity; zinc ion binding. The record is from RefSeq and is a predicted model, not a curated record. Gene Ontology annotation, biological process: protein deubiquitination.
GCCAAACCGAGCUGCCGUAGUGCGUCACAUGUUAACCAGGGUUGAUGCUACCGAAAGCUUGACAACAUUUUGAAAGUCGAAGGAAAAAACGAAGAAUUACUGAGAUAACUGUUCUGUCGUUGUUGGCACUCUGUGCUUUGCUUUGAAAUGUCGUAACAUCUCCGUGUAUUGUUGAUAAAACACACCAGGUAAUGGUUUGUUUAUUCUGACAAGCUAAUGAAGCUAGCCUGUUUGCUAGCCAGGAAGAGUUGACAUCUCACUGUUGGCUUCAGGUUAGCUAACAUUGUCAACAUAGGAGCUAAAAUAAAGAGUGCUCCAGAUGCGGCUAAAGGACCCCUUCUCUUUGAAAGCCGCCGAUAUGACUAAGCGGACUAAUAAACCGAGGAAACCUCGAGAUGAGGAGUCAUCAGAUGAAGUCAGUGGGUUGACUUGCCAGCAUGUGAGUAAGGCAGUAGACCUGAGCUCAGUGAAGAAAUCUGUGCUGUCCAGCGUGUGGUUGGUGUGCUCUGAGUGCCUAAAGGAGAGGACCAUGAUUGAUGGAGAGCCAGCAGCAUCCCAUGACAUCCUCGUGUGCUUAAAGUGUGGUUUCCAGGGCUGUAACCAGACAGGGAUCCAGCACGCUGUCAAGCACCACCAAGCGUUACAUCCAGAGUCUCACUGCAUCACUAUCAGCUUGAGCACGUGGAAGGCCUGGUGUUUUGAAUGUAAUGAGGAGCUCUCCACUCACUGCAACAAGAAGGCUUUGGCUCAGACCCUGGACUUCUUACAAAAGCACUCUGUCAAGGCAACAUCAGGAGCUUCACCCAAGGUCAUCAAAUUUCAAGAGGAACCAUCAGAUUAUACAGACCCACCCAAAGGAAAGAGUCCAGCCAUUAACAGCACGUUGGUUCCUGUUAAAGGCAUAAAUAACCUUGGUAACACUUGUUUCUUCAACGCUGUUAUGCAGAACCUGUCUCAGACACACAUGCUAAUCGACCUCAUUCAGGAAGUGAAGGAGAAAGGUUACAAACUUAGGAUCUGCCCUCCUGUCGAGACCAAUCUGAGUCCAUUGACAGUAACGCUGCCCAGUCCAGAGCCCCUGACUUCGGCCAUGUUCCUCUUCCUCCAGAGCAUGAAAGAACCAGGAAAAGGGCCGCUCAAUCCCAAGAUCCUCUUCAACCAGCUCUGCCAGAAGGCUCCACGCUUCAAGGGCUACCAACAACAAGACAGCCAGGAGCUUCUGCACUACCUAAUGGACUCCAUAAGAGUAGAGGAAACUAAAAGGGUGAAAGCGGGAAUCCUGAAAGCUUUCAACAAUCCCACAGAGAAGACCGCAGAUGAGGACACCAAACGCAAAGUCAAAGCAUACGGGAAGGAAGGUGUGAGGAUGAACUUCGUUGACCGCAUCUUUGUAGGCGAGCUGACCAACACAAUAAUGUGUGAGGAGUGUGAGCAUAUCUCCACAGUGAAGGAGGCUUUCAUAGACAUCUCUCUACCCAUCAUAGAGGAGAGGAUAUCAAAACCAUCAAACCCUGGUAGGCUGGGGAAGGGCAGCCGGGAGCAGGACACCCACAUGACUCACAGCGACCAGGUUCCUUUUGCGGUGCACUCUGUCAACAGAAACACCAGGAAGCUGAGCGGACAGAAGCAGCAGAGCAGGAGGUCUUCGAGCUCUGUGGAGGAGAAGGGAGCAGGCUGCAGUGCGGAGCGGCCAGAGGAGGAGGGGGUAGCUGGUGGAUCGGCCCGCGGCAUCUCAGUUUGCAAGAUGGCCGCUGCCGGCAGCCUAUCAGAUGGCAGUGAAAGAGACUCUGGUGCUCAGGACAGCAGUAAUGACGCUGACAGCGAGGCCUCAGAGAGCGAGUGGGCCCCACGCACCCCCUCCUCCAGCCACAGCCACGGGCACAUGUCCACCCCAUCGUCCACCUCCACCCUCACUCCAUCACCUACGCCCAUCUCCGCCUCCUCCCCCUCACCAUCAUCCUCCACGAGGCAAGGUGGCGCUGUAGAACAGCUAGUUACUGCAGUGUCUAAAGUCAACCUCGGGUUCACCUCUGCGGACUGCUCUCCUUCUACACGCUGUUCUCCAGAAGAGCAGGGAGAAACACAGUCACGAGACAACCUCCACCAUCAACACCACCAGGGGGCCUUCCAGGUGCUGUCCCACAGUUACACACCCAGCUCCAAGGAGUGCUCCAUCCAGUCCUGCCUCCACCAGUUCACCUCUGUGGAACUGCUGAUGGGCAACAACAAGCUGCUGUGCGAGAGCUGCACUGAACGCAGACAGAAACAGCUGCGCAAGAGCGGCUCAGUCGAUAAGAAGGUGGAGAAAAUGUACACAAGCGCUAGGAAGCAAAUGCUGAUCUCCUCGCUGCCCCCUGUCAUCACGUUGCAUCUUAAACGCUUCCAUCAGGCUGGGAUGAACCUACGAAAAGUGAACCGCCAUGUUGACUUCCCUCUGAUCUUGGAUCUGGCUCCAUUCUGCUCGGCGUCCUGCAAGAACCUGGCAGCCGGUGAUCGCGUCCUCUACAGCCUGUAUGGGAUUGUUGAACAUAGUGGCUCAAUGCGGGGGGGCCACUACACUGCUUAUGUGAAAGUCCGUGCUCCCCAGAGGAAAACAGAACAGCACCACAGGAACCUAUCAGGUGCGAGGGAUGCCGGUGGCAGCUCCCAGGGCCAGUGGGUGUACAUCAGCGAUACCACCGUUCAGACAGUACCAGAGUCAAGGGUACUCAACUCUCAGGCAUACCUUCUCUUCUACGAGGAGAUGCUGUAAUGUGACACAGGAAAAUACUUUUCCCAAGAUCUCUGUUUAGCUUUGUGUUGUUACAUGCCUGUACUACUCCUCUUACUGUAUCUGUGAGUAGGUCGAGGGAAGAAAAGGGAAAGACUUCACUGUACACUCACUUGUCUUACAUAAGAGGAAUGACCCUUGUGUCUUUUGCAUACAGAUUCUCAGUUCAAAUUGGCACUUGAAUAUCUUGAUGUGAAUAUCUUAGAUAUAUAAAAGAUAAUAUUUUCUGCUUUGAUAUAGCCCAGAUUUUCAUUCAUGUUUCCUGUUUUAAAAACCCUACCCUUUAUAAAGAGGCCGGGAGAAAGGAGGGUUACUGAAUCUGAGCUGUUCUUAGUUUAUUCUCUAUCUCUGUCACAAUUCUGUGCCUGAGAUAAGUGCAUGGAAGAGUUUGCUACAGUAACUAACAGGAAGUAAUGCAGAAUUAUCGCAUGCUAAACUGCUCUCAGCACUGACUAGUUGAUGUCAAGUGUGUGUGUGUGUGUGUGUGUGUGUGUGUGUGUGUGUGUGUGUGUGUGUGUGUGUGUGUGUGUGUGUGUGUCAUAUGUGUGUGUAUACAUACACACACAUAUGAGUGAAUGAAUGAGACGGGAGAAUGUAGAUUUAAGGUGCUAUGUGUAUCAUUGGCACAUCAGUAAACCGUUGCCACAUUCAGUUUGAGUUAGUGUUAUAUUUAGUAUAUUUAACAAAUACUCAGAGCCACCAUGAUGAAGAUUUGCUUCUCUGUCCGCAUUCUACAAAAGAUUUUCCAUUGUGUGGCAGUGGCUUAGGUUUGUUAAGACGGUGCUUGAUUGUUUCUGGCAAUGGCAGAAGAUAGAUGGUAAGAAAUGGCAAGAGAAAAAUGAAUUCAGACAUGUUUGUCCUUUUCAGUAAAGAGAAUGGCACAUGAGGACAAGCAGCAACAUCAUUUGUGACAGUUUAUGGGAAACAUGGUUGUACAUUUGAGAAAGUCGAGUACUAAUAAUACAGCACCAAUGGUGUUAAAUAGUAGCUAGUAAUUAUCUCCGCCUUUUCCGAUUUAUUUAUCAUAAUAAUAAUAACCAAGCCAUCACAGCUUACGGUAGUUUUCAUUGACAUACUGGUUUAAAUUGCUACACAUAGCACCUUUAGGGAGUAGCACAACAGUUAUUUUACAGCCUACUUUGAAUGGAUUGUUCUUUUUGUACAUCAGAAUGUAUAAAUGUAAGACUAUCAGUGAAUUACAUUUUGCCAAAGACGAGUUUUGCAGCUGCAAGUCAGAGCAGGAGAUCACAACCAAACACGCAAGGAGUCUACUUCACACAGAGUGUUUCUUUAACAUUUGUUCUCUCAAGGUCAUCAGUAUGGUUCUCGAGUGGCAUUGGACAAACUAACGUACUCGAUGUUUAUCAGACCAACAAAGCACCUUGUCUGCCUUCAUUGUAUUUCAGCUCUACUGUAAUUGUGUAGGCGCACACGCAAACCCAUUUAAGAUGUUCAACAAAGAGUCAGUGCUGUGACAGACUGACUUAAUUCCCUAAUACUAUCAGUAAGGUAGAGCCUACAACAAAAUAUAUUAAAAAAGAAACUCAGGCUUAAUGCCUGAAAAGAAAAAAACAUCUUUGCUGUAAUGUGCAUGGGUUAAUGUUCUAAUGAAUGUAUUGCCUAUUCUUAAAAUGUCUACGUCACACGAGCUGUUCAUCUUUUUCUAUGAAAAUAUUUUAGAUGAAAACAUUUUCCUUGCGUGUUGGACAUUUGCCAAAACAGUAGGAGGGAAAGGGUUGAACACAUGCGUCAGAAUCUAAAGGUUUAUUAUUUUCUUUUGAAACGAGGACAAAUUCAGUGCCUAUGCUUCAGGUCAAAGAAACCUGUGCAUGGUGAGAAGAAAAACAUAUGCAUAGUCAAAUGCAAAGAGGGAUAUGUGUGGCAUAUUUAUGUACAGUAUAACUUACUGUAAGCAGAAGUAAUAAUGAGUAUAUGUAACUGUACAUACUAGAAACAACACAAAAUCAUGGUGCUUAUGGCGUGCAGGGUUUUUCCUCAGAACAGAAUUGUUUCCAGAAAAUCAUUUAAUUUCACUUACGAAAUGAAAAAUUUGGAAUGAGUAUAACUAAAUACUGUAUCAAAAUAAAUCUAAUUUAUGAACUGAA